CCAACGAUCCGACACCAAUCAAACUCUGCCUAUCUUCGUGCAAUUGAUAUUUUGAUGGCUGAUGGCUGAAUCAUCAUCAGUGAUGGCUUGCCUCUUUUCUUCAGCCGAAAGCGAAGCCUUUUAGUAGUAGAGCUGGGAUCAAAUCAAAGAACAUUGCCUUUGCCAGUUGGAUGAUGGCCAGUAUCUUUUAUCUACUUUGGUAGUCAAGGCAAAGACAUCGAUCCAGCAAUCUGGUGGUUUUGAAAGUCCUCAAGCUCCCAUUGUUUCUUUCACAGAACAUACCGUAUCCCGGCAUUACCAACACACAGACAUACGACAAUGAUGAGUAGGAAACCUGAAACUGUUGUUAUGGCUGUCGUGGCCCUCUUGCUGUUGGCAGCAGGUCAAGUGACAAGCUUUGUGCCAUCAAAUACUCCCACGAAAAGCUACGCUCCGAGGUUGGCCAAGCUGACUCGAGUUGCCGGUGUCAAGUUGAACGACGACUGGAAUCAUCUUGAUCCAUUCCACUUGGACACCACGGCAUCUGACGAAGAAGAGGUACCACUGGCGUCUUCUCAGUUGGUGGAAGCGGAAACCGACAAUAAUGAUUCCGAAGAAAUAAGCAUCUGGGCUGCCAGGGGUAUCCUCCUGGUUGUAGCGAUGAUUUGGGCUACCAACUUUCCGGCCGUCAAGUACCUGGAAACACUCUGCUUCCAUCCUCCGUGCAAUCAUCCUCCCUCCGAGUUUGCAUUUGCUCGAUUUGGAGUCGCUGCUGUGGUCGGUCUGCCACUCUUGUACAAACAACGGCCGGAUGUCAUUAUGGCUGGCUUUGAAUGCGGCCUCUUUAUUACCUUGGGAUACAUUUCACAAGCUGUGGCAUUGUCCUCGAUAUCGGCUGGAAAAUGCGCCUUCAUCUGCAGUUUGACAGUCGUUGUGGUCCCCAUUCUAUCGGCUCUUUUGGAAGGAAAACCCAUCAAGCCCAUGAACCUGGUGGCGGCCGCCAUGGCGUUGUGUGGGGUCGGGUUGUUGGAAGGAUUGGUCGAUUUCAAUUCGCUCUUGGGGAUUGCCCCGGCCGUGGCAGACACUACUUCUACGGUUGCUAUAGAGGGCAUUGCCUCCUCUUCGUCCCUCGAGUCGGUCAAUAAUGUCGCUGCUGUGGCCAGUGGAGGAGCAUUGGCAUCUGUGGCACAGACUCUGGGAGUCAGCAAGGGAGAUAUCAUUGCACUGGGACAGCCCCUGGGUUUUGGAUACACCUUUAUGAGGAUUGAACAUUACGUCGAAAAAUUCAAGGACGUGGAAAACCGUGUCCUGACCAUCUCGGCGGCACAAUGCGUGGCUGUGGGUUUUAUGAGUUUGCUUUGGGUGCUCUACGACUACCAUGGUGUUAUCCCCAAUAUGGAGUACCUGAUCGAGCCACACCGCAUUGCCACCAUUGCCUGGACGGGAAUCGUGACUACCGUCUUUGCCAUUUAUCUCGAAGGGGUUGCCCUCCAAACGGCAUCUGCCACCGAUGCCGCCUUGACAUUUUCCAGCGAGCCAGUGUGGGCAUCACUUUUUGCCAUGAUUUUGUUACACGAAAAAUUGAAUUUGAAUGCGUACAUUGGAGGUGCCGUCAUUUUGAUUGCCUGUGUUACCGGUGCCCUUUCCGACAUUCCUGUACCCACCAAAAAUAAUGACGGGGAGCAAGUCUUCCAGCUAGAAGAAGGAAAAGACGAAUAACCAUUAUUUUGAUGAAUGAAUGAAAUGGCUGCACAAGGCGACAGAGAUGAUUGCUUUUACCGUUCAAUCAGCAGUGCCGCCUGGUCUUUUUCGCGACAAUCAACAGCUAUUCUUCACCUUGGACGCUCAUCAUGUUUUGCAUCCGUUUUAAUUAUGAUGUUGGGUGGCUAUUGAGUCAUUGAGUCUCCUUGCGUCGACUACCCCACUAUACUUAUUUGCAUAAAUAUAUCGUCAAGCUAUUGGCUACUAUGAUAGAGGCAUCUUGCUUUCAUAAGCAAACUAGUGCGUGUUCGCUACAUGCAGCAGCUAGCUAGCACUUCGAAAGUUGACCC
Molecule: messenger RNA, 2030 nt
Organism: Seminavis robusta
Lineage: Eukaryota; Bacillariophyta; Bacillariophyceae; Naviculales; Naviculaceae
Source: the annotation of a GenBank genome assembly